This is a messenger RNA of Humulus lupulus (European hop), 607 nucleotides long. RefSeq lists its product as uncharacterized. The record is from RefSeq and is a predicted model, not a curated record. Bases 269 to 607 code for a protein of 112 amino acids. The transcript is spliced from 3 exons. NCBI's taxonomy places the organism in Eukaryota, Viridiplantae, Streptophyta, Magnoliopsida, Rosales, Cannabaceae.
GAAGCAAGAACCCAAGCAACCCAGCUGCUCAAGAAGCCGUUUGUCUGUGAGUUUUCUUUUCUUUUUAUGUUUUUAGAUUUUAGUUUAAUAUCAAGAAACAUUUUGAAUAUAUCAAUACAUAUAUUUGUUUGUGUUGGAAUUGUUUCUAAUGGAGAGGAUAUAGUGAGAAAAAUUAGAGAGGUUGUAAGCAUUAGAAUACAAGAAAGACCAAAGAGCUUUUAUGUGUUAAGAGAAAAACUCUUGAGAGCACCAAUGUUGUUAUAUACAUAUGCAGGAGACUACUGCAGAGGACUUAAACUUACAAAUAGAUAUUUAUGAUGAAAUUGGGAUUGGAGGAGGUGCUUUUGGAAUUUCUGGAGGACUACUUCAUCCUUAUUCCCCUAAAGCUAAGCUUCUAUGGAGGGGUGCUGAGUGUUGGAAUGAGUGUUUAAAGCUUUUGGGCAUUGCUGAAGCAGCAGAAGCAUCAAUGGAUUCUGACCAGUUAAGCUCUGGAAUUUCAGAUUUUGAUACUCACUUUCAAGGCCUCAUAGUUCAAAAAAGUGUGAAGUAUAUGGUUGUUGUUGAUGAAUGGAAUGCACUAGUACAUAAUGGAAAACUAGGCGAAUAA